This is a messenger RNA of Oryza sativa Japonica Group (Japanese rice), 7098 nucleotides long. Its product is annotated as pentatricopeptide repeat-containing protein At3g53700, chloroplastic. The record is from RefSeq and is a predicted model, not a curated record. Gene Ontology annotation, molecular function: protein binding. NCBI's taxonomy places the organism in Eukaryota, Viridiplantae, Streptophyta, Magnoliopsida, Poales, Poaceae.
AAAACUAAACUGUUGCCUUAUCCCUUCCUCCUGUUCCCCUCUGCCUGCCUUCACGGAGAACACGCCGCCGCACGCCCGCAAAGUUGUCGCUCCGCCGCCGGGUCCUGCGGCCACUUCCUCCCUCUCCCUGCUGAGGCGGGGACGACGACAUCGCCGGCGGGUUGACGCAGAAAGGAGCGACCACCCGAGGGCUCCGCUGGAUUUUCAGGUAGCUGAGCUGAGCUGAACUGAACCCCAAUGCCCCGCGUUUGCGCCGCCCCUCGGGCGCCGCCGCCGCCGUGCCCGUGCCAUGUCGGAGUAGGGCCGCUUCGGCCGAGGUGGCGCGCCUCCCGGCACGGCCCUCUCCGGGCGGCUGGCCAGGAGCAGCUCCUCACCGCCCUGCGCGAGCAGCCGGACCCCGACGCGGCGCUCCGGAUGCUCAACGCGGCGCUGGCGCGGGACGACUUCGCGCCCGGCCCCGAGGUCUACGAGGAGAUCAUCCGCAAGCUCGGCGCGGUCGGGGCCCUCGACCUCAUGAAGGUGCUCGUCGCGGAGAUGCGGCGGGAGGGGCACCAGGUGAAAUUGGGCGUAGUCCACUCCUUCUUGGACAGCUACGAGGGGCAGCAGCUGUUCGACGAUGCCGUCGACCUGAUUCUGAAUCAACUCCAACCAUUGUUUGGCAUUCAGGCAGACACCGUGGUGUACAAUCACCUUCUCAAUGUUCUUGUGGAGGGGAGCAAAAUGAAACUCCUUGAAUCAGUGUACUCGGAGAUGGGUGCUAGGGGAAUCAAGCCUGAUGUUGUCACAUUCAACACACUGAUGAAGGCGUUGUGCCGAGCACAUCAGGUCAGGACUGCAGUUCUCAUGCUCGAGGAAAUGUCUAGCAGAGGCGUGGCGCCUGACGAGACGACGUUUACCACCCUGAUGCAAGGAUUUGUCGAGGAGGGGAGCAUCGAGGCUGCACUGAGGGUCAAAGCCAGGAUGUUGGAAAUGGGGUGCUCGGCGACGAAGGUGACGGUUAAUGUUUUGAUUAAUGGGUACUGCAAGCUAGGGAGGGUGGAGGAUGCUCUUGGGUAUAUACAGCAGGAGAUUGCCGAUGGGUUUGAGCCUGACCAGAUCACAUAUAACACUUUUGUUAAUGGUCUCUGCCAAAAUGAUCAUGUCGGCCAUGCCCUCAAAGUCAUGGAUGUGAUGGUUCAGGAGGGCCAUGAUCCUGAUGUUUUCACCUACAAUAUCGUUGUGAAUUGCCUUUGUAAAAAUGGACAGCUUGAAGAGGCAAAAGGAAUUCUGAAUCAGAUGGUGGAUCGGGGUUGUUUGCCUGACAUUACCACAUUCAACACUCUCAUUGCUGCCUUAUGCACGGGGAAUCGACUUGAGGAAGCCUUGGACCUUGCACGUCAGGUUACAGUGAAGGGAGUCUCUCCAGAUGUUUAUACUUUCAAUAUUCUGAUUAACGCGCUCUGCAAAGUAGGCGAUCCUCAUCUUGCACUUCGAUUGUUUGAAGAGAUGAAGAACAGUGGAUGCACCCCGGAUGAAGUAACAUACAAUACUUUGAUUGACAAUCUUUGCUCACUUGGGAAGCUUGGUAAAGCAUUGGAUUUGUUAAAAGAUAUGGAGUCCACUGGUUGUCCUCGAAGUACAAUUACAUAUAACACUAUAAUUGACGGGUUAUGCAAGAAAAUGAGAAUAGAAGAAGCAGAAGAAGUUUUUGAUCAAAUGGAUCUGCAAGGCAUUUCGAGGAAUGCAAUCACAUUCAAUACUCUCAUCGAUGGUUUGUGCAAGGACAAAAAGAUUGAUGAUGCUUUUGAGCUUAUUAAUCAAAUGAUAAGUGAAGGGUUGCAACCUAACAAUAUCACUUACAAUUCUAUUCUAACUCAUUAUUGCAAGCAAGGUGACAUAAAAAAGGCUGCGGAUAUUUUAGAAACUAUGACUGCAAAUGGAUUUGAAGUGGAUGUUGUUACGUACGGUACUCUGAUUAACGGUCUAUGCAAGGCUGGUAGGACACAGGUUGCUUUGAAGGUACUCAGAGGUAUGCGGAUAAAAGGGAUGAGGCCUACUCCAAAAGCUUACAAUCCUGUGCUCCAGUCUCUCUUCAGACGGAAUAAUAUCAGAGAUGCCCUGAGUCUUUUCAGGGAGAUGGCAGAGGUUGGUGAGCCUCCUGAUGCUUUGACAUAUAAGAUUGUUUUUCGUGGGCUCUGUCGUGGUGGAGGGCCUAUUAAAGAAGCUUUUGAUUUCAUGUUGGAGAUGGUUGAUAAGGGGUUCAUACCAGAGUUCUCAUCCUUCCGUAUGCUAGCUGAAGGUCUAUUAAACCUGGGUAUGGAUGAUUACUUCAUUAGAGCCAUUGAAAUAAUCAUGGAAAAGGUCGACCUCAGAGAGUCUGAUGUUUCUGCAAUAAGGGGAUAUCUCAAGAUCCGCAAAUUUUAUGAUGCAUUAGCAACCUUUGGCCGUUUCCUGGAGAUCAACAACCCUCAAUGGAGUUACCGAUGAAGCAGAAUACAUAACUGGGACAAAUUACUUGAAUAGUAUUAGGGAAAUCUCAAAGAGUGGAUGGAAUUUUUGCUGGUUGCUUAGGGGAAUGAAAGUCUUAAAUUGAUUAUAAUAGGUGAUUGUGUUCAUUCCUCGGUAGGGAUGAAGUCAGAGCAUGAAGAAGCUCAUCUUGGUGCAGAAACUUAGCUUAUUGGAACAGAAUCUAGGUGCUAGGUGCUGUCUGCUGCCAGAUUAGUACCUAGCGCCUUAACGAACAGUGGCUGCAGAUCCCAUCCGCUUAUUUUGAUCAAAUCUGAUUCAUUUUCUAUUCCCUAAUAAAAGCCUGAUUCAUCUUCAUUGCAUAUGGUCGAACCUAAGGCUAUCAUGUACAGUUAGAUCCCAACCCUUCGUUCUAUGAGAUGUUGUCCCAUAGAAGAAAUAUCUUCUGAGUAUAUCCUAGUACUCUAAAAUGUUCACUAAUAUGUUCAACUUAAUUAGUUUUGUAACCUCCUAAAAUAGUUCUAUUAGUUUUGUAACCUUCUAAAAUAUGAAUUAGUUUUGAUCUGGCUGAUCUUCCUUUGGUUAGGUACUACAAAUUCUUAAUUCAGACACAUAUUUGGUUUUCUGAAAAUUUCAUCUAUAUUUGGUCAGGCUGGCAUUUGAAGUUCUUAUUUUAGUCAUAUACUUUAGUUUUUUACAAUUUUCAUUUGUUAAAGAUGAUAAUUUAUUUGUUAGCACAGAGCAUGUUUAGAAAUCUGAAAUAUUAAAACAUGCAUGUUCUCAUGAAAAUAAAUGUUAGUUUUGUUUAAAUUCCAAUCCACAUAUUUUUUAAUCAAUGUCAGAAAUUACCAUGCUUCACUUAUUGACCUAGUAUAUGUAUAGUAUUUGAUGGAUCAUGUUGAUUUGGAUUUGCUCUACUAACUUGUUCCUAUUCCAACAAAGAUUUAUAUGCAUCUUGUGUUCUAAAAAUGCUACAUGUGUCAAGUUGAAGGAAAAUUCUAGCUAUGUGGUGUCCUAAUUUUGGUAGAUGGUACCUAGUAAUAGAUAACAAUUCUGUUUUAUAGUGAUGAGUAAAUUUGACUAAAUCGAGUCUAGAAAGUGAUAUAAUUUUCUGGAGAAGUCUUUCUUGGUGAUUUGGGAAAGGGCCAUUACCUAUACUGAUAUGAAAUCUGGAACUAGAAAGAUCUGAACAUCAAUGUUCUAAAGUUUUUUGUCUGAAUUUCUUGUGCAGAAUAUGAAGGAAGGUGGAUCUGGAAUAGGUAUUUACAUGUCCUGUUCAGAUUCCUGCAAUCUGAUAAACUACUGCAAUCCAAUAAACUCUUGAUCUAUUGUUUUCUGGAUUUUUUUUUGGGUGUAGAGUAUUAGGAAGGUAUUUGCUUUGUUACAGGGGUUGGUUGGAUGUUCAGAAAACCAAAAUCUGAAUACACUAACACAUUAGCCAGUGUUUUAUUUUAGUUUAUGUUAUUCUGACCACAACACCAGCAGCUUCAAUUGGUAGUAGAACACACUCUGAUGCAAUUGGUAGGUGUACAACAGAUAAUUUGCCGUGAAUGCUACUUAAUUCAACCAUUUUUUUUCCAUACAGUGCUAUACAAUGGCACACAAACAUCCUUCAGUUGGACUCAAAUUUGUUUCAGCUUUGCUAUUUUACAGUCACCUGCAGUUUUUUCUAAUCCAUCAGUCGAUUUUGUUGGCAGUAGAUUCUGCUUCAAGAUCUGUGCACGCAGUGGAGGCACAUUUGGUUACAGGCUGCUUCACCAGACCCGUUAACCCAUGGGCCAUGGAUGCUCCCCUAGUAGCAUAUGUUGUUUUUUCCACCAACUGCCUCUUGUAAAUCAAGAUGCUCCCCUCUCCACAUUUGCUGCAGACUUCCUCCCCGUGGAUCUGAGACGAACUCCGGCGACCGGCGGCGUCUACGAGCCAGCGUUCACCAAUUUCUCAGGUAUAUGAGUCGUCAUCUAUGUGCAUCUGCUACUUUUUUUUUUUGGCUGAUUGGACGGGUUGAGAAGGAGGUGUUUGGGGGGAAGAGAGCAGAAUAAUCCCAUUGCGAAACAAGCGAGGAAGGCUUGUCGAUGGUGGCGGCGGUGGCCUUGAUUAUCGAAGAUGCAUGCGUGAGGGAAACUGUGUGCCAGGGAGGCAAGCUUGGUGGCACACAUCGAGUGGUAUAUCUUCAGGUUACUGCUAGAUCGAAGAUCCUUUGGUGCUUGAUGUGUGCUGUUGGUUUGGUAGUUUUGGUGGUACUGUGGCAAGUGAAGACACGAAAGAGGAGCUAGUAGAGGCUUAGAGUCUGGAGUCGUAAUCGAUGUGCAAGAGCAUCAAUGCCAUCAGUUCCUCUGGGCAGCACGGCUCUGCACUUUUCAUCUGAGAAACAUAUAUAUUUUGUUGAUUCUGAUUUUGACGAAUUAUCCAAACAUGCAGUUUUUUUGGGUUCCGCGUGCAAAGACGAUUUUGAUCUCCUGGCAGAUUUAAGGGUGGUGAUUUUGUUUUUGUUUUGCAUGUAGAUGAUGCAUUUUGUAAAUCAUUUUAGGUUGCCCCUUUUUUUUUUGUUUUUGCGAGUUCUUACUGAAUUUGGAUAAGUUCUGGUUGAUUGGAUCGACAUUCUGUACAUUUGCAAGGGGAUUCUAUGGGUUUUUGCUUAUUGCUAAUCAAAUUAUUUUGUGAGUUUUGGUUUAUUGGAUGGUGAGAAAGCAAGAUUACAUGGAUUUUGCUUCAUUGCUGAUUUUGUCGAAAUUUAUCAGGCAUGCGGUUUUUGGUUUCUUGAAUACGAACUACACGGACAGUACUCCUAUAUUCUUGGUGAUUUUGAAGUGUAUUUGUUAUUUUGGGGAGGUGGAAUGGUUAAUAUUUUGUUCAAGGGGACACUUCUACAGAUGUAUACAUUACUUUUGUCAUUUUCAGCAUAACAAAGAGAUUUGGUAGAUUCAGAAUUCAGAUGGCAACUACACGUCGAAUGAUGUAUGCGAAGACAUGGGGAAUUCUGAUGCUGAUUCCACUGAAGAAAGCUAAACAUAAUUUUAAUUUAUUUACCAACUCAUUUUUCUGUCAACACAUUUGCUAGAUAGUUGCUACCCGAUAAACGACAUCUUGAAAUCUGAGUUAUACUUCAGUCUAUUUUUUUUCCAUACUCUGCCUUAGUUAUUCAAACAAAAAAAAAACUCUGUUUUGGUGUUAGUUCUGUCUUGCGAGAGACUGCUGCAGGUGGAAGUCGUCUUGAUUUUAGAAGUCAGGGACUAAUAAUGAACCCUUACAUGCAAAUUGCACUCCCCAAUCAUCGAAGUUACCAUUUUCAAUCAUGUGCAACUUCAACUACAAAUUUGUGCAAUUUUGGAUAUAAAUUUGUGCAACUAUUGAUUUUAUUCUAUAAUUUUUUUAGUUACUAGUCUGGCUUUACAUCACUUGGACAAUUAUAUCAUGUUCAUGUUUUCUGUGGUUUUUUUUUAAAAAAAAGAUGUAUAGUUCUGUUAGUAAUUACUUGGUUACUCCGGCACUUUAGUGCCAUUUUUUUUUUACUUAGCACAUAAAUUGAUUAGUUAGAACUAUGUGCGGUUUAGCUAAAGCUAUUAGGAUGCUUAGCCCUACUUAGAAAGAUCGGUGCAUUAAUGGGAUAACUUAUGUUGCACUAUCACUUAUUGCUGUUCAUUUAAUGGUAGCUCACGAUUGUCAAUCGUGAUAGUUCAAAUAAUGAAUUUGCCAACUAAAAUCUGAUAAUGGUAGGUUGUGAGCAUAUGGUUUUGAUGGUCGUGCUCAUGACAAUUAAGGAUUAGUUCACGAGCUACUGUUGUGAAGUAUUAAUCGUACUAACCACAAGCCAACGUUGGCAAUGGCUAAAUGCGUUGUAUAGCAUAGUUCAUGGUGGAGUGUCAGACUAAGAAGUGGCAGAGAUAAGCCCACUGGGGUCGCUGGGGAGUCCAUACCCUGGUCUAAAGGGGGUGACUAUGACUCGGGAAUGGUGCACUACUUUGAAUUGUGUUAUGCGAGAUAUCUUGUCACAGCUCCUUUCCGAGAUACCAUGGUGGUAUUAAGACAUAUGGCAACAUGUUGUGGGGCUGUGUCUUGUGGGUAAAUUUGUACACUUCUUCCCAGAGUAAAACUAUUCGAAUAGCCAUGCCCGUGGUUAUGGGCGAGCUUAGCAAUGUCUUUCGUGUUUAGUCUCAAUUACUCAACAAAUAAUAAUAAGUGAUAAUUAUUUUAAAUCCUUGUUUGGAAUGGUUAAUUCCUGGUUUGGAGAUAGGGUCUGUUCAACCGGGCAUGGUUGUUCAGAUAUGGUUGGACCUAUGCAACGGGUAUGUUGUAUAGCGGUGGAUUAAAAUUGUUUAAUUAAGUACUUUAUUAUUUUAUAAAUUUUAAAAAAGUUUAUUAAAUGUCGUUUAUGCAAAUGAGCAUGUAUUAUGCCAUCCUUUGUACUCUUGUGCACUUUCAUAUUUGUUGUGUGGCUUGCUGAUUAUUUCAUGUACUCACCUUGCAAUAAUCAUCAUCAGAGAAGGAGUACUUCAGCGAAGGUGAUGCUCUGGAGGAUUAGGCCUUGUCGUAGUCAAGCUUCUUGUGGAGUGGAGUAUGCUACGCUAGUUUUAUUUUGUUUUUCGCUGCCUAGAAUUUUAAUGUCUGAGAAGAACUAUCUACCUUUAUAAUGACUUUAUAUUAGUUUAAUAAUUA